This is a messenger RNA of Entelurus aequoreus (snake pipefish), 2089 nucleotides long. It is a transcript of the gene cyp19a1a, whose product is annotated as aromatase. The transcript has 9 exons. Bases 46 to 1668 code for a protein of 540 amino acids. NCBI's taxonomy places the organism in Eukaryota, Metazoa, Chordata, Actinopteri, Syngnathiformes, Syngnathidae. The record is from RefSeq and is a predicted model, not a curated record. Gene Ontology annotation, molecular function: heme binding; iron ion binding; oxidoreductase activity, acting on paired donors, with incorporation or reduction of molecular oxygen.
UAAAGAGCCAGCUCUGCUGCUGCUUGUGCAGCUUUCAUCUCAUUCAUGGCAUAUUUGUGGCGCGUCUUCAGACUCUUACCUUCUUAUGGAGUUGAUCUCUGGGAACGAGCCAUGACUCCGCUAGACUUGGAUGCAAUAGUGUCAGAACUGGGCCCCACUUCCCAGAACGCCACUGUGGGGGCAGCAGCUGGCAUUUCCGUGGCAACCAGAACUCUGCUUUUACUCGUCUGUCUGCUGCUGGUAGCCUGGAGCCACACGGACAAACAACAACUACCAGGUCCAUCUUUCUGUCUGGGGUUGGGACCUCUUUUGUCAUAUGUGAGGUUCAUUUGGAGCGGCAUAGGCACAGCCAGCCAUUACUACAACAACAAGUACGGCGACAUUGUGCGCGUUUGGAUCAAUGGAGAAGAAACGCUCAUUCUCAGCAGGGCUUCGGCGGUGCACCACGUUCUGAAGCAUGGACACUACAACUCUCGUUUCGGUAGCAAGUUAGGGCUCAGCUGUAUCGGGAUGAAUGAGAGCGGGAUUAUAUUUAACAACAAUAUCACCCUGUGGAAAAAGAUACGCAGCUAUUUCGCUAAAGCUCUGACAGGCCCUGGCCUGCAGCAGACCUUGGAUGUUUGCAUUUCCUCAGCACAGAACCAUCUGGACCACCUGGAGGAGACUAACUUGGAGACAACUGCAGGGGAUGGACGCAGACAUGUGGAUGUCCUCAGUCUGCUCCGCUGCACUGUAGUGGACAUCUCCAAUAGACUCUUCUUGGGUGUACCGGUAAAUGAGAAGGAGCUGCUGCAGAAGAUUUUGAAGUAUUUUGACACAUGGCAGACCGUCCUGAUCAAGCCAGACUUCUACUUUAAGUUGGACUGGAUUCACCAAAAGCACAAGGCAGCAGUCCAGGGACUCCAAGAUGCCAUAGAGAGUCUUGUGGAGGAUAAAAGGACAGAAAUGGAGCAGGCGGAUAAACUGGACAACAUCAACUUCACUGCAGAGCUCAUAUUUGCACAGAACCGUGGCGAGCUGUCUGCUGAGAACGUGAGGCAGUGCGUGUUGGAGAUGGUGAUCGCAGCACCGGACACAUUGUCCGUCAGCCUCUUCUUCAUGCUGCUGCUCCUCAAGCAGAAUCCAGAUGUGGAGCUGCUGCUGCUCCAGGAGAUUGAUGUUGUAGUCGGUGACAGAGCCCUGCAGAAAGCUGACCUGUACAAGUUGCAAGUGCUGGAGAGCUUCAUCAAUGAAUGCUUGCGUUUUCACCCGGUGGUGGACUUCACCAUGCGCCGGGCACUUUCUGAUGACGUCAUUGAUGGCUACAGGGUCCCUAAAGGCACAAAUAUCAUCUUGAACACCGGCCGCAUGCAUCGCAAUGACUUCUUCCUCAAUCCCAACCAAUUCAGUCUAAAAAACUUUGAAAAAAAUGCUCCUCGACGUUACUUCCAGCCCUUUGGGUCAGGCCCUCGAGCCUGCGUUGGCAAGCACAUUGCUUUGGUGAUGAUGAAAACAAUCCUGGUGACACUGCUCUCCCAGUAUUCUGUGUGCCCCCACGAGGCCUUGACCCUGGAUGGCCUCCCACAGACCAACAACCUCUCUCAGCAGCCCGUGGAGCACAAGCAGGAGAGCGACCGUCUCAUCAUGACAUUCUUACCUAGGAAGAGAGGACACUGGAACACUUCCUGAGACUUUUUUUUUUCCUUGUCUCGUGUGUCUGUUCACAUACAUUUAUUUACUGCAUACUACAUUCUCACUUAAAACACAUUUAGUAAAACAUUGGCUGGUGGGUUCAUGUUUGCCAUCUGAAUUUAAAAAAUGUGUUUAAAAUACUCCAUUUUAUUAAAAUUGCACGCCUGUAUAAAGCUUGUUUUGCCAAAACCAGUGUAUCAACUUAAAUAUCAUAUUGUACAAACGUGUUGUGGUAUUUGUCAUUGUUGAUGAAUCAAUGCAUACAUUUUUACUGGUGUUUUGUGAGAACUUUGUCAUUUGAGGAAAAGAUGGAUGUUUCAUACAUUGAGCAACCUCGCAUCACUUGCACAUCCAACAUGUCUAAAAAGGAUUAAGAAGAAGCACACUUUACUUAACCUUACACCUUCUCCAUGUUACA